UAUUCUAUAAGCUUAAUGAUUAUAAUUGAGCAAUAUAAGUUUAAUAAAAAGGGAGAAAAAUUAAGCAAAUAAUAAGCAAGCAAAGAAAAGAUGUCUGAUGAAAGUUUUUGCAAAGGGAAGAGUGAAUGGCCGGAGCUAGUUGGAGAAAAUGGGCAAAUAGCAGCAACAAUUAUAGAAAGAGAGAACCCAAAUGUGAAGGCGAUUGUCUUACCGGAUGGUACCGCAGUUAUUGAAAACUUUAGUUGUAAGCGGGUUUGGGUUUGGGUUGACUCUGAUGAACUCGUUGUUCGUCCUCCACUUAUUGGCUAAUUUGGCUAUAUCAAUAUGUCAGCUAAAUUGACGGUUUUAUUAUGUGAUAACUCUCAAUUAAACUAAAUAGUUUUCCUUC
Amaranthus tricolor (Joseph's coat) is the source of this 388-nucleotide messenger RNA. RefSeq names its product inhibitor of trypsin and hageman factor-like. The transcript is spliced from 2 exons. The coding region runs from base 91 to 309 and encodes 72 amino acids. Gene Ontology annotation, biological process: response to wounding. The record is from RefSeq and is a predicted model, not a curated record. NCBI's taxonomy places the organism in Eukaryota, Viridiplantae, Streptophyta, Magnoliopsida, Caryophyllales, Amaranthaceae. Gene Ontology annotation, molecular function: serine-type endopeptidase inhibitor activity.